Molecule: messenger RNA, 750 nt
Organism: Stegodyphus dumicola
Lineage: Eukaryota; Metazoa; Arthropoda; Arachnida; Araneae; Eresidae
Gene: ScsbetaA
Product: Succinyl-coenzyme A synthetase beta subunit, ADP-forming
Biological process (GO): succinyl-CoA metabolic process; tricarboxylic acid cycle
Cellular component (GO): succinate-CoA ligase complex; mitochondrion
Molecular function (GO): metal ion binding; ATP binding; succinate-CoA ligase (ADP-forming) activity
Source: RefSeq, a predicted model, not a curated record
UUUCAAGAUCGAUUCAUCGAUACAACAUUAAGACAGUAAAAUAGGGAAAGGCAGCAAGGUGAAGCGUAGAACAUUAUUGACAGGAUGGCGACUGUUGCAUGUAGAGCACUUGCGAAAUCAGCCAGUAACCAUUAUAAUCACCUAGUUUCAAAAAUAAAAGGCAGUAUCUUGUAUAAUUAUGUUCCUCAACGAAAUCUGAAUCUCCAUGAGCAUAUUAGUUUAGGAUUACUAGCAAGUGCUGGAGUAAAAGUUCCUAAAUUUGGUGUGGCCAGAACUCCAGAUGAAGCUGAAGAAGCUGCAGAAAAACUGGGUAGCAAAGAUUUUGUUGUUAAAGCUCAAGUUCUGGCUGGUGGUAGAGGUAAAGGUGUCUUUGAAGGAGGCCUUAAAGGUGGUGUGAAAACAGCAUAUUCCCCUCAGGAAGCCAAAGAAUUAGCAGCACAAAUGUUGGGUAAACGAUUGGUAACAAAACAGACUGGAGAAAAGGGAGUCUUAUGUAAAGAAGUUAUGAUUGCUGAAAGACUGUAUACAAGAAGGGAAUAUUAUUUUGCAAUAAUGAUGGAAAGAGAUUUUGGGGGUCCAGUGAUUAUUGCUAGCUCCCAAGGAGGUGUGAACAUUGAAGAAGUUGCCAGAGAUAAUCCAGAAGCAAUUAUAAAGGAACCUAUUGAUAUUAUGACAGGUCUUUCAUCUAAUCAAGCUCUAAAAGUGGCUAAAUAUCUUGGAUUCAAGCAAAAUAAUAUAAAUCAGGUAUGA